This is a messenger RNA of Peromyscus californicus insignis, 3642 nucleotides long. RefSeq names its product multimerin 1 (gene Mmrn1). NCBI's taxonomy places the organism in Eukaryota, Metazoa, Chordata, Mammalia, Rodentia, Cricetidae. The record is from RefSeq and is a predicted model, not a curated record. Gene Ontology annotation, molecular function: extracellular matrix constituent conferring elasticity; calcium ion binding; protein binding. Bases 1 to 3642 code for a protein of 1213 amino acids. The transcript has 8 exons.
AUGCGGGGACUGAAGUUGCUUGUCCUGCUUUCUAGUUUAUGGGGAGGGGGCUUCGGGCUUACCAACACCCAGCGUUCAUGGACUGCUCCGGAGGAUGAAAACGCCCCACUGACUCUGAACUCCCCUUCAGCUCCUCUGGUGAGCCUCCAAGUGCUCUCCGCCACUCAGAAUCCCUCCUCUAAGGCAGCUGCAGCUCCUGAGAGACCUUCAGAAGACACUCUACUGCUAUCAACACUGCAGACCUCUGAGACAAACACCCAACCCGAGGAGCGAAGAAGCCAAACACCCACACCCCUGGAGAAGACAGGGGCAGUAAUGGCUCCGCUGCCUCUUGCUCUCCAGAGCAAACCCAUCACCAAGCCCGGCCCUGGAGCAGAGAAGGUGGUGCUUGCUAAUGCCACAUUGAAAUUCCUUCAAAGUUUUUCCAGAAAGUCCAAUCAACAAGCGAUCUCCUCCAAGUUGCCCGGAGACAUGGGAAACAGGUCCCCAAGGGAAACGCACCGCAGCAGAAGUGACAGCAGUGGAGGUCAAAGACCCAGCUAUCAAAAAUCCAGUUUUGAGACAACUAGAGGAAAGAAUUGGUGUGCCCAUGUACAUACCAAGUUAUCUCCAACAGUAAUACUGGACACUCAUGGCUCUUACGUGCCAAAAACGAGAGGAUCCUGUGGCUGGUCCAGUGGACUCUGUUCCCAAAGAUCUCAGAAGACAUCCAAUGCUGUCUAUAGGAUGCAGCAUAAGAUUGUCACCUCAUUAGAAUGGAGAUGCUGUCCUGGAUACAUAGGGCCCAACUGUCAGCUCAAAGCUGAAGAACAGCAGCAACUGGCACACAGUAACCAGGCUGAAAGUCACACAGCUGUUGACCAAGAGACGGCCCAGCAGCCCCAGCAACAGCAGAAGCAAGACGGUGGCGACCCAGCUGUGAUUCAAAAAAUGGCCGAGCAAAUGAGCCAGCAGGCAAAGAAGCUGACACUUCUGCAGAAGAAGGUUGACAAUGUGUCCCUGGCAGCAGACGACAUGAGGAAGGCAUACCUCUCGCUAGAAGGGAAGAUUGGUGAAGACAAAGGCAAGGAGUUCCAACCUCUUCUAAAAGCUCUAAAAUCAAAAGGCAUCGAUGAUCUGCUAAGGAAUAUAGUAAAAGAACAAUUUAAAGCCUUCCAAAAUAACAUGCAGGAAACCAUUGCCCAGCUCUUCAAGACUGUGUCAAGUCUGUCAGAGGACCUGGAAAGUACCAGGCAGGCAGUUCUACAAGUGAACCAGUCCUUGGCUUCAGUAACAGCCCAGCAAAAGUUGGUUUUCAUGCAAGAAAAUCAACCCACAUGGAAGGACAUCACAGAUCUAAAGAACAACAUCACAAAUGUCAGGCAGGAAAUGGCCUUGACCUGUGAGAAGCCCGUCAAGGAGCUAGAAGCCAAGCAGGCUCAUUUGGAAGGAGCUUUAGGACAAGAGCGCUCACAGCUUGUUCUGUACCACCAAUCCCUCAAUGAAACUCUCUCUAAAAUGCAGGAAGCACACACACAGCUGUUAUCAGUUCAACAAGUAUCAGGAACAGAAAAUGUUGCCACUGAGGAAUCAGGCAGCAGUAAUGUCACUAAGUAUAUCUCUGUGCUACAAGAGACAGCAAGCAAGCAAGGUCUGAUGCUACUGCAGAUGCUCAGUGAUUUGCAUGCCCAGGAGAGUAAGAUCAGCAACCUCACUAUUAGUUUGGAGAUGGAGAAAGAAUCAGUCAGGGGAGAAUGUGAAGAAAUGCUAUCUAAAUGCAGGCAUGAUUUUAAAUUUCAACUUAAGGACACAGAGGAGAAUCUGCAUGUGUUAAACCAAACAUUGUCUGAGGUUAUCUUUCCCAUGGACAUCAAGGUGGAUAAAAUAAGUGAGCAGCUGAAUGAUUUGACAUACGACAUGGAGAUCCUUCAGCCUUUGUUGGAGCAGAGGUCGUCUAUUCGACAGCAGGUUACACAUGAGCCCAAGGAAGCCAUUGUUAGGCGCAGAGAGCUACAAAACCUGAUUGGUGCUAUCAACCGCCUAAACGUUCUUAUUAAAGAACUUACAAAGAGACACAGCUUACUCAGAAACGAAGUGCAGAGCCAGGGUGAAGCCUUUGAAAGACGCAUCAGUGACCAUGUCUUGGAAACAGAAGAUGGCCUAAAUAAGACAAUGACUGUCAUAAACAAUGCCAUUGAUUUUGUUCAAGAUAAUUAUGUGUUGAAGGACAGUUUAAGUUCUAUGACAGAUAAUCCUAAGCUUCAUGAGUAUAACCAAAAUAUAGAAUCCAUUUUGACAUUUAUUUCUGAGUUCCAGCAUCUGAAUGAUUCUAUUCAGACUUUGGUCAAUGACAAUCAGAAGUAUAAUUUUGUUUUACAAAUUGCUAAAGCUCUUACAGCUAUUCCCAAAGAUGAGAAACUAAGUCAGUUAAAUUUUCAAAAGAUUUAUCAAAUGUUCAAUGAAACCACUUCCCAGGUGAACAAAUGUCAGCAAAACAUGAGUUAUUUAGAAGAAAAUAUACUCUCAGCAACAAAGACUGCCAAAGAGUUUGAAUCUCGUUUGCAAGGCAUCGAAUCUAAAGUGACCAAGACACUUAUACCUUACUAUAUUUCAUUUAAAAAAGGUGACAUGGUAUCAAACCAGAAAGAUACUGAUCUUCAACUGAAGGUAUUAACUUCCAGAUUUAAGGCACUGGAAGCAAAAUCCAUCCAUCUUUCAGUGAGUUUCUCUUUGCUUAACAAAACUGUCCAUGAGCUUUCAAUGACAUGCCACAAUGCUUCUGCAAGUGCAUGUGGACAGAAUGCUCCCAUACCCACAUGGACCAAAGGUCCUCUGCCAGACAGUCAGAGUUCUCAGAAAAGUCUGACAGAACUUGUGGAAUCAAUAGUUAAAAAAAAAACUCAAGCUGCUCUAUCUAAUUUAACUUUGAAUGUUGAUCGGUUAUUGUCUGACAGUCUGGCAAAUACUGUCAAGCCUCAGAAGCAGGUAAAACCACAGAAGAAACCCAGUACACUUAAGAAAUCAGUGAACGUGACCACCAUCCUGAUAGGCCGGACACAAAGAAACACAGACAGCAUUACACUUCCUGUAGCCCAGGAACAUUCCCGCUGCAGCAGCUUCCCGUGCCAGAAUGGUGGAACGUGCAUCAGUGGGAAAGGCAGCUUCGUCUGUGCUUGCCGGCACCCUUUCACGGGGGACACCUGUGCUGUGAAGAGCGUGGCAGAAAAUGCCUUAGCACCAGAUUUUUCCAAAGGAUCCUACAGAUAUGCUCCGAUGGUGGCGUUUUUCGUAUCUCACACUCACGGAAUGACAAAACCUGGCCCUAUCCUGUUCAAUGAUCUAGGCGUCAAUUAUGGGGCUUCAUAUAACCCAAGCACUGGCAGGUUCAGAAUUCCAUACCUUGGAGUGUACAUAUUCAAAUACACUAUUGAGUCGUUCAGUGCUCAUAUCUCAGGGUUUUUAGUGGUUGAUGGAGUAGAUAAGCUUACAUUUGAGUCUGAAAAUACCGACAAUGAAAUACAUUGUGAUAGAGUUUUGACUGGGGAUGCCUUAUUUGAAUUAAACUAUGGGCAAGAAGUGUGGUUGCGUCUUGUAAAAGGAACAAUUCCAAUCAAAUACCCACCCGUGACCACAUUUAGUGGGUUCUUGUUAUACCGCACCUAA